CGCCAGGCCGCACCCGGAAGCGCUGACCGGGCCCGGACCGGAGCCGGGACCCCCCGGGAUCCCCCCGGUAACCCCGGACCGGAGCCGGGACCCCCCCCCAGGACCCCCCUAUGACUGCGGGACCCUCCCGGUAACCCCGCACCGGAGCCGGGACCCCCUCCCAGCAUCCCCCCGGUAACCCCGGGACCCCCCCCAGGGCCCCCCCGGUAACCCCGGCCCAGGCCCGGGACCCCCCCGGUAACCGAGGAUUCCCCCCGGACCCCCCGUUAUCCUCCCGCGACUCCCGGGGUUCUGCCGGGUUUAAAUCCCUUGAUCCCCCCCCAAAAUUCCCGAAAAAUCCCCAAAAUCCGCGGGAUUUUCUCUCGUUCUUCCCCCCGGGAGUGCCUCAAAAUCCCCGGAAUUUUCUCGGGAUUUAACCCCAAAAUUCCCCCAAAAUUCCCGAAAAUUCCCGGAUUUUUUUCUGGGAUUUAACCCCAAAAUUCCCCCGAUAUUCAUCCAAAAUUCCCCAAAAUUCCCGGAAUUUUUUCUGGGAUUUAACCCCAAAAUUCCCCCAAUAUUCAUCCCAAAAUCCCGGAAUUUUAUCGGGAUUUAAUCCCAAAAUUCCCCCAAUAUUCCCUGGAUUUAACCCCCAAAAUUCCCGGAAUUUUCUCGGGAUUUAACCCCACUAUUCAUCCAAAAUUCCCGAAAAUUCCCGGAUUUUUUUUCUGGGAUUUGACUCCAAAAUUCCUCAAUAUUCCCUGGAUUUAACCCUCAAAAUUCCCAGAAAUUUCUGGGAUUUAACCCCAAAAUUCCCCCAAUAUUUCUCCAAAAUUCCCAGAAUUUUUCUGGGAUUUCACUCCCAUUAUCCCCCCAAAAUUCCCAAAAAUUCCCGAAUUUCUCCCGGGAUUUUACAUCCCCAAUCCCGUCGAUAUUCCCAGAAUUCCAUUGGGAUUUAAUCCCCCAAAAUUCCCAGAAUCCCUCUGGAUUUAAUCCCCCCAAAAUUCCCGAAAUUUCCUCAGGAUUUAAGGCCCAAAAUUCCUGGGAUUGAGUCCCUCCAAAAUUCCCAAAAAUUCCUGAAAUUCUGCUGCAUUUUUCCCUCCUAUUUUCCCUGAUAUUUUCCCCAUUCUUUCCCAUUUUUUCCCUCCUAUUUCCCCCAUUUUCCCUCUUAUUUUCCCUCAUACUUUCCCCAACUUUUCCCCAUUCUUUCCCAUUUUUCCCUCUUAUUUUCCCUGAUAUUUUCCCUGAUAUUUUCCCCAUUCUUUCCCUCCUAUUCCCCCCAUUUUCCCUCCUAGUUUCCCUGAUUUUUUCCCCAAUUUUUUUCCCAUUCUUUUCCAUUUUUUCCCUCCUAUUUUCCCAAAUACUUUCCCCAUUCUUUCCCAUUUUUUCCCUCCUAUUUCCCCCAUUUUCCCUCCUAUUUUCCCUGAUUUUUCCCCCAUUUUUCCCCUUCCAUUUCCCCCAUUUUCCCUCCUAUUUCUCUAAUAUUUUCCCCAUUCUUUCCCAUUUUUUCCCUCCUAUUUUCCCCAUUUUCCCUCCUAUUUUCCCCAUUAUUUCCCUCCUAUUUUCCCUCCUAGUUUACCCAUUUUCCCCCCCAAUUUUCCCCCAUUCUUUCCCAUUUUUUCCCUCCUAUUUUCCCCAUUUUCCCUCCUAUUUUCCCUGAUACUUUCCCCAACUUUUCCCCAUUCAUUCCCAUUUUUCCCUCCUAGUUUUCCCAUUUUCCCCUUCUAUUUCCCCCAUUAUUUCCCCCAUUUUCCCUCCUAUUUUCCCUGAUAUUUUCCCCAUUUUUUCUCCAUUCUUUCCCAUUUUUUCCCUCCUAUUUUCCCCAUUUCCCUCCUAUUUUCCCUGAUAUUUUCCAUAAUUUUCCCCCAUUCUUUCCCCCCAUUUUCCCCUCCUAGUUCCCCCAUUAUUCCCCCAUUAUUCCCCCCAUUAUCCCCCCAUUAUUCCCCCGUUCCCCCAUGGAGUCGCAGUGCGAUUACUCCAUGUACUUCCCGGCCGUUCCCUUCCCUCCGCGGGAGUUCCUGGCGGGGGAAUCCUCGGGUUACCGCGCGCUGCCGCGCCGCAACCACCUGUACCUGGGCGAGACCGUGCGCUUCCUGCUGGUGCUGCGCAAGAACCCCGGGAAUGCCGACAGGAACCCCGACAGAAACCCCGACAGAAUUCCCGACAGAACUCCCGCCAACCCUGAGAGAAGCCCCGCCCACUCCUCCCGAAGCCACGCCCAGCCGGGCGCCAAUUUCCCGGGAAAAACGCCGUGGGCCCAGCUGGCCUCGUCGCUGUCGGCGCUGGCCACCGUCACCUGCGGGGACAGCCGGGCCCGCGACGACGACGAGGAGACGCCCGGGGAUCCCGGCAACGGCGGCGCCGAGGAUUCCCGGGAGCUGUUCCGGGAGUGCCGCGCGCUGCUCACGCACUCCCGGGGCCCUCCCGGCGGCGCCGGCGCGGGGCUCCCCGUGGACGACCCCAUCAUCUCCCAGGACGAGGUCAUUUUCCCUCUCACCGUGGCCCUGGACCGGCUCCCGCCCGGCACCGCCAAGGCCAAGAUCGUGGUGACCGUGUGGCAGCGGGACACGGAGCCGCCGGAGCUGCAGGAGGGGACAGGGCCAGGGUCAGGCCAGGUGACAGGGACAGGGACAGGGACAGGGACAGGGACAGGGACAGGGACAGGGCCAGGGGGGUACCUGAGGCUGCUCCAGGGCCGCGCCCCCGGCCAGGUGUUCCGCCAGCAGCACGGGGCCUUCAAGGCACAAGUGUCCACGCUGCUGACGGUGCUGCCACCCCCCCGCGUGCGCUGCCGCCAGGUGACCGUGUCCGGCAAGUACCUGACCGUGCUCAAAGUGCUGAACGGCUCGUCCCAGGAGGAGCUGUCCCUGUGGGACGUGCAGGUGCUGCCCAAUUUCAACGCCAGUUACCUGCCCGUGAUGCCCGACGGCUCCGUGCUGCUCGUGGACGACGUCUGCCACCACUCCGGGGAGGUCCCCGUGGGGGCGUUCUGCCGCGUCCCCGGGUGCCACUCGGGGUGGCCGUGUCCCCUGAGCGCCCUGGAGGAGCAGAACUUCCUGUUCCAGCUGCAGGCGCCCGAGCGGCCGCCCUGCGACACCAAGGAGGGCCUGGAGGUGCCGCUGGUGGCCGUGGUCCGGUGGUCGACGCCGAAGCUGCCGUUCACCAACAGCAUCGUCACCCACUACCGGCUGCCGAGCAUCCGGCUGGAGCGGCCGCGCUUCGUCAUGACGGCCACCUGCGAGUCGCCCGUGGUGGCCCUGCAGCGCUUCACUGUCACCUACACCCUGCUCAACGACCUGCAGGACUUCCUGGCCGUCAGGCUGGUCUGGACGCCCGAGGCCACCGCCGGGAAGUCGCGGGGCUCGCUGGACUCCGUGGUGUGCCACACGCCGCUCACCAACCUGGGCUACUCCCGCAAGGGCAGCGCCCGCACCUUCCGCGUGGCCUUCCAGGCGCUGCGGGCCGGCCUCUUCGAGCUGUCGCAGCACAUGAAGCUGAAGCUGCAGUUCACGGCCAGCGUGAGCAGCGCCCCGGCCGAGGCGCGCCCCGUGUCCCGCAGGAGCAGCCCCAGCUCCCCGGCCGUGCGCGAGCUCGUGGCCGGCCUGGGCCGCUCCCAGUCCUUCUCCCACCAGCAGCCCGCCCGCAGCCACCUCAUGAGGUCUGGCAGCGUGAUGGAGCGCAGGGCCAUCACGCCCCCCGUGGGCUCCCCCGUGGGCCGCCCCCUGUACCUGCCCGCGGGUGACAAGGCCGUGCUGGCCCUGGACAAGAUCGCCAAGAGGGAGUGCAAGGUGCUCGUGGUGCCACCCGUCAAGUGACAGCGGGGACAGCGGGGGGACAGCGGGGGACAGCGGGGGACAACGGGGGGACAUCGAGGGGA
Passer domesticus (house sparrow) is the source of this 3853-nucleotide messenger RNA. It is a transcript of the gene TRAPPC14, whose product is annotated as trafficking protein particle complex subunit 14. The record is from RefSeq and is a predicted model, not a curated record. Gene Ontology annotation, cellular component: TRAPPII protein complex. Gene Ontology annotation, molecular function: alpha-tubulin binding. Lineage: Eukaryota; Metazoa; Chordata; Aves; Passeriformes; Passeridae. Gene Ontology annotation, biological process: cilium assembly.